Messenger RNA from Andrographis paniculata, 3532 nucleotides. Its product is annotated as protein EMBRYONIC FLOWER 1. Bases 328 to 3249 code for a protein of 973 amino acids. Gene Ontology annotation, biological process: negative regulation of flower development; shoot system development; negative regulation of DNA-templated transcription. The transcript is spliced from 8 exons. The record is from RefSeq and is a predicted model, not a curated record. NCBI's taxonomy places the organism in Eukaryota, Viridiplantae, Streptophyta, Magnoliopsida, Lamiales, Acanthaceae.
UUUACGCCCACACAAACACAUACAAUCUCUCUCUAUAUCGCUCGCGCUCUCUCUCUCUCUCUCUCUCUCCUCUCUCUCUCUCUCUGUGUAAAACAAUUUUCCCUUUCUACCGAAUUUCAAACCUAAAAAAAAUCUAGGGUUCUCCAUCAUCUGGGUUUUCAAUUCGCACAAUCCGGUGGCGAAUCGGUUGAGGGAAAUUCAUGGAGAUGGGUUCCGAAGCUGCACUUGAAUCGAAUAGAGGGUUUUGAGAGUGAGCUGAGGAGGGAUUUUUCUGGGGUUUUGAUCUAAUUAUUUCUCCGAUUCGGAUAAAGAGGUACUUACAUUGAAAUGGACAAAAGUAUUGUGGCUGUGGAAGACAAUCAUAGAGUAAGCGAUGCCAUAGCUCUACCUCCACCAAGGCCUUCAGGAUCACUAAUUCAGAUUAACUCCAUAGCAAUAGAUAUUAGCUGCGCGAAUGAGGCGAUUCAAGAGUCGCCAUCCGGAGGGCAUUUCUCCAUUCGUGGCUUUGUUGCUGGCGUUCGCGAAAAAGAUUGGAAGAUGUGUCUGCCUUUCGAUUCUGCUGCUGAUGAUGUCUUAAUGGAAAAUCUACCUCCGCUGUCCAUUCCAAAGUCGCGAUGGUGGCAUUGUACGCAUUGUGUUCCGGAUAUUCAUGCUGAUGAGAAGUCUGCUCUAGAAACACCUCUUGCAAUUGAAUAUGAUGCCGAGACAAGUUCGCGCCCAAAUGUAGGUGAAGAACGAGUCGGCUUGUUCUCGCAUAAUGUAGUAGCAGCACAAAUGGCAGGCAAAGAGUUCGAGUCGAGAGAUUCUGGACACAAAGAAGAAGAUAGUGAUCCAACUAACAAAGUGAUGAGUUGCCAUGUGCAGUCCAUUGAAGGACAUAAAACUACGACAAGCAACAGAGAGAAAAUCGACAUAGUCGAAGAUAAUGAAGGUGGAAAUGAACGUGCUUAUAUAACUGAAGCUAAUUCGCCGAAGGCUAAACAGAAGCAUAAGAAAAGUGCCGAUACUUCAAACACCGUGCACAAUGAAGUGGACAAUGCUUCGUCCGAAAGUGAAGAUGCUUUCAGUGUGUCUGUCGUGCACAGGCGAAAGCGGAAGCUGCGUUCUCUGGCUGAUAUCAUGUACGAAGAUAGGAAUUCGGGCGGUGAGCAUUCAAGAAUGCGAUCUACAUCAUCUAGCGGAACGCAGGUUAAAUCCACCGAGGCAGAAACCGAUUUACACCAUCAAAAUCUCCUUGAAGAGGUUCCGAAAAGUAGUAAAACUCCUCAAAGGAAAAGGAAAAGCGCAGUCGAAGAAGAACGGGGACCUUCCGAGCCGACAGCUUCAAGUAAAAGAUUGAAAGGCAAUGCUCCAGAUGCAGAGAAAUCGCGCCGGCAAGUCGGAGUAUCCAAUUCUGAAUCAGAAGGAAAUAACACCGCAUCCGCGCCAUUGGAAAUUCGACAUAAUGCCAAGACUCAGCCGACCAAAGCCAAGAAGAACAGGAUGCUCGAUGCUGGCAAAAAGUCGAGGCCGAGUUACAUUGAUAACAGAACUUCGCCGAAUCUGGAGAAACCUUUCGUCGCCCCCCCAGAGAUGAGUAUUGGUAACACCACCGGAAAUGUCCAUUCUGCGGUUAGCCGGGGAGAAAAGGAGACGUACUUCUCCGGCUUUCAAUCCGAGAAACAGGUGGAUAGAAUCCCGCAUCUUUUGAAAGGCAAGAGACCCGUAGCUGAACCCGAGCAUUGCUCGUCGAUGGCUCCUCUCGGAAAGAAUGCGUUCAGCGAUCACAGCGCCGCACAAAGAGAAGUGGCGUUGGAACUUUCGCUCAACAGUUGUAUCGGAGCCGAGCGAAACACCAACAGCCACAUGUCUUUCCGGAAGCAGCAUAGCAACAUUCCUGAUCUCAACGAAUCGUUCACCGAGAAAACAUCGACUGCUCACGGGAAGCAAUUACCGGCAGUUCCUGAGAAGGGGAGCUUGAUUCCUAACCGAACAAUGGAAAUGCUGGCGUCGUGUAGUGAAGAAGGCAAAGUGAUUCCGGGAGCCUCUCAGCCGCAAGGCGUUCAAAGCGUGAACACUUCUGUCGAGUCCGGAGGAGUUUCGGAUGAUAUACCGAUGGAAAUAGUCGAGCUCUUGGCAAAGAAUCAGCGAGAACGAGCACUCGCGAAUUCGAGGCAGCAUAUACCGUACAAGGGGAUCCAUGGCUCGAUGAGAGGACCGCCGCCUCCGCCGGUCUAUCUGGACGGACACCCAAGCACAUUUCAUUUCCCGGCAAGAAAUAGCGUAAACUUCACGAGCAACGAGAUGAAUCGGGGGCUUCUAAACUUUCCCCAUCCGAAAAAGUGUCGUAUGGAUACAGGAAAUCUCGAUGGCAGCCGGUUCAGUCUCUUCGGUCCGUUCAAUCCGAAUCGGCAGAGGAAAGCGCAAUUUUCAACUCCGAGUAAUGUCAUGUCGUCGGGGCUGAAACUUGGCGAAGGAUCGGACCUGCUGUGGCCGCCGAGGAGCAAGAAUGUGCCGUUCAAUGUUGGUAUCGCUCCGAAUUGCUCGACUCAGGCUAAUACAUUCGGAGGUCCGCCGCCGUUCCCAGACAGCUACUAUAAGGGAAAGUCGAUCAACGACUCGAAGGGCAAGGGGAAGAUUAUGGGCGACGGGAUGGAGGGACGUAAGUCGUUAGAUUCUUAUUCGAACGAUACGAUCCCAGCGAUGCAGCUACUGUCUUUGAUGGAUCGAGGCAUUGCCUCCGCCGGCACGUCGUUCAAAUCCGAGAAAAAUAGCUUCCUCAACAAGCCCUUUACGCCAUGCAGCCACCACCCGCCGCCGCUGAACUCGAACGACACACCCACCGGAAUUCCGUUCCUUAAUACCGCGACGUACUCUCAAGGCAGCCAUUGCAAGAACUUCCCGGCCAGUUUAUACAACGGAGUUGGUUUUCCCGGCGGCGUCGAGAGCUUGAAGAAGCCUCAUCCGCGAGGCCAAGUAUCGUCGCAAGAACCGGUGCAAUCGAAGAGCCCUUACUUCGGCGGCGCGAUCCCGCCGUCGAGAGAGACGUUAUCAAUGGGUGUGUGCGCGCUGAACCGGAACCCUGCCGACUUCACCGUUCCGGAGGCCGGCAACGAGUAUAUGAUAAGCGCAAAAGACUUGAAAGCUCGGAAGCGCAGCAAUGCGUUGAAGGAAAGAGUUCAGCAUGCGAAUGUCGACGGCCAGAAGAGGCAGCGCGCGAGGAAAAUUCCGGCCGCCGGAAAGUCUUAUCGGGAAAAUUCGUUGGUCUGAAAGUAUGUUAUUCCGACGUCGUCUUCUACUUUGGUUGCAGGGCUGAUGCUGGAGUGUAUUCUUGUUUGUGCAUUUUGAUGUGGAGACAUUUUACGAAGGAAGGGUAAUAAGGUAGGGUUGUAGAGAGUGUGAUUUAUUGUGAUGGGUGUUUUGAAUUUCUGUUUUCUGUUAUGUUCUUCGUUUGUUUUUUUUUUGGAACAGAUAUUUUCUGUUAUGUUAUUUAAACUGCUGUGUGUUGGAUUCAACAAUAAGUUACAAUUUGUUAGACACAUGUAUGUUUGUU